Dioscorea cayenensis subsp. rotundata (Guinea yam) is the source of this 1267-nucleotide messenger RNA. RefSeq names its product transcription termination factor MTERF6, chloroplastic/mitochondrial. Gene Ontology annotation, biological process: regulation of DNA-templated transcription. Bases 114 to 1097 code for a protein of 327 amino acids. The record is from RefSeq and is a predicted model, not a curated record. Lineage: Eukaryota; Viridiplantae; Streptophyta; Magnoliopsida; Dioscoreales; Dioscoreaceae. The transcript is spliced from 2 exons. Gene Ontology annotation, molecular function: double-stranded DNA binding.
AAAAGGUGUGAGCUUGCCGAGAGAUAAGAUUUUCUUGUGCCUCCCUCUCUUCAUCAGAGUCUUAAAAAAGGAUACAAAAUACAAGCUUUGCAAAUUGAAAAAAAGAGGUAUAAAUGAUGGGGCACAACAAGAAGUCCUGCAAUGUAGUGUUGUUUCUGAAAGAGAAAGGAUGUGAUGAUAAGAAGAUUGAAGAGAUAUUGAGAAAGUGUCCCAAAAUAGAGACUUUGGAAAGAGAGAAAGCAUGUGAGAACUGGAACUACCUGAAAAGCAUUGGAAUUCAUGAAAGAAAACUCCCAUUUAUUGUAUCAAAGUGCCCAAAGAUCCUAACUUUGUGUUUGGAUGACAAGCUUGUUCCCAUGGUUCAUUGUCUCUCAACCUUAGAAUCAAAACCUGGAGAAGUGGCUUUAGCCAUUACUAAGUUCCCUCAAUUACUGUUGCACAAUUUGGAGGAGAAGCUUUGCCCACUUCUUGCUUUGUUUCAAACACUGGGAAUUUCUGAAAAUCAAGUUGGGAAGUUACUGCUGCUUAAUCCAAGGCUUAUCAGUUACAGCAUUGAAACUAAGUUUGCGAAGAUUUUCGGGUUUUUCGCAAGCUUGGGAUUGAACAAAGAUGGUGUUGCUGGGAAGAUCUUGGUCAGGAAUCCAUACAUUGUUGGUUAUAGUGUUGAGAGUAGAUUGAAGCCAACAAUGGAGUUCCUUAAAUCAAUUGGGUUGAAAGAUGUGGAAUUGCAGCAUGUGGUGGUGAAAUUUCCUCAGGUUGUUUGUAGGGAUGUGGAGAAAAUUUUGAGACCGAAUUUCGUAUUUUUGAAGGGGUUCGGGUUUAAUGCCGAGCAGAUUGCGGUAAUGGUGGCUGGAUUUCCUCCUGUUCUGAUUAAGAGUAUCAAGAAUUCAUUGGAGCCGAGAUUGAAGUUCUUGGUUGAAGUUAUGGGACGAGGGAUCGGUGAAGUUGCAGGUUACCCGGAGUUCUUUCGACAUGGUUUGAAGAAGAGCUUGGAGUUCAGACACAAGUUGUUGAUGAAGAAGAACAUUGUUUGCAGUUUGAGUGAGAUGUUGGAUUGCGAUAAGAAAAAAUUCAUCGUCAAAUUCGGUGUUUGUUGAAGGUCUCUGUUUCUGCUGCUGCCUUUGGAUUUCAUUUCAUUUGGUCAUGAACUCCUCUUGUUUUUGUUGACAUUUGAUUUCUUUUGUAACUGUUUAUGCAAAACUUUGCAGUAGAUUUAUGAGCAUGACAAAAUGACAACUGGUAAAUCCAAAACAAUCCUUUUCAUUUA